This is a messenger RNA of Cylicocyclus nassatus, 1296 nucleotides long. The record is from the annotation of a GenBank genome assembly. NCBI's taxonomy places the organism in Eukaryota, Metazoa, Nematoda, Chromadorea, Rhabditida, Strongylidae.
GUUUUGCCAUAAAAAAGACAUCAUGUCUUGUAGGUAACCAUGUCGAUGUCAAAAUCGUCAUACACGCAGUACAAUCGAAGAAACUGGGAGGAUGCAGAUUUUCCGAUUCUUUGUCAAACAUGCUUAGGAAGUAAUCCAUACUUGAGAAUGAUGAAGGACAAGUUUGGCAAAGAAUGCAAAAUUUGCGAACGUCCAUUCACAAAUUUUCGUUGGCAGCCAGGAAAAGGAGCCCGUUACAAGAGCACUGAAUUAUGUCAAACUUGUGCUAAAGUGAAGAACGUCUGUCAAACAUGCAUGUUUGAUUUGGAAUAUGGUUUGCCUGUACAAGUACGUGAUGCUGCGUUACAAAUUGCUGAUAACAUACCAAAGCAAGGAGCGAAUAGAGAUUUUUACCUACAGAAUGUAGAGAGAGCACUCGCCAAUACAGACGGCACGACACCAGUUGGUGCAUUGGCAAAUGUUCCCGACUCAUCUGGAGCGGAGAUGCUAAAACGCUUGGCCCGAACUGCUCCAUACUACAAGAGGAACGCACCACAUAUUUGCUCAUUCUAUGUGAAGGGUGAAUGUAAAAGAGGCGAAGAAUGCCCUUAUCGUCACGAGAAGCCAUCAGAUCCAGAUGAUCCGCUUUCUACACAGAAUAUUAGAGAUAGAUACUAUGGUAGUAAUGACCCAGUUGCUGAGAAGAUUAUGAAUAGAGCAAAGGCACUACCAGCGCUGGAACCGCCUGCAGAUACGACCAUUACAACACUGUAUGUGGGCAAUCUUGGGCCAGCUGGACAGAUCACACAGAAGGAUUUGAACGACUAUUUUUACCAGUUUGGGGAUAUCCGAAGUUUACGAUUAUUGGAUGCAAAGUCUUGCGCAUUCAUUCAGUUCACUACGAGGGAAGCUUGCGAAAUGGCUGCAGAAAGGUCUUUCAACAAGCUGUUUUUGAAGGGUCGACGUCUCGUGAUUCGUUGGGGUCAACCACAGGCACAAAGAUCAGUUGAAGAACGUCCUAUUAAUCCAGUUCCAUCACUUCCAAAUCCCUGCCCUGUACCAGACGAUUUGGCGCCAUCUUCGAAACGGCCGCGUGUUGAGACUCUGAAUAUACCACUCCCACCUGUACCACCCUCUUUCCCCGCACCAGCCAAACUUGUCGUGCCACCAUUGCGACCUCCUCCGACAAGUACAUCCUUGUCAACAGCAAGUGGGAAUGGUGAUGAAGCAAGUUCAUCUAAAGCCAGCAGUAGCAUUUACUAUCCGAGUCAGGAUCCUCAAAGGCUUGGCGCUAAGGGGGACGUUAUUGAUGAUUAG